This is a messenger RNA of Yamadazyma jaroonii, 1227 nucleotides long. The record is from the annotation of a GenBank genome assembly. Lineage: Eukaryota; Fungi; Ascomycota; Pichiomycetes; Serinales; Debaryomycetaceae.
AUGUCUGAUUUAGUACAAAUUACAAGUUUAGCUGAUACCAAGGUUUUCGAACCCUUAAAGGUCGGUGAUAUAGAAUUACAACACAGAGUGGCUUUCCCACCAACUACAAGAUAUAGAGCAAAUGACGACCAUACCCCAUCGACUUUGAAUCUCCAAUAUUAUAAAGAUAGGGCUUCAACUCCAGGAACGUUACUCGUUACAGAGGGUGUCCUUGUUUCUCCAAGACUCGGUCUUCAUAGAAAUGCUCCCGGAAUCUGGAGUGAAGAACAGGUCAAAUCAUGGAAAAAAAUCACUGAUGCAGUUCAUGAAAAUGGAUCUUUCAUUUCAAUCCAAUUAUGGGCUUUAGGGAAAGUCGGUGAUCCAGAAUACAUGAAAGAAUUGGGAUUGGACCUUUUAGCUCCUUCGGCAAUCUUCGAUGGUAAAGACAGCGAAGAAGCUGCCGAAAAAGUGGGUGUUUCUUUGAGAUCAUUAACUGAGGAAGAAGUUCAAUCGAUUAUCGUAGAUGACUUUGUAACUGCAGCCAAAAAUGCUGUUGCUGCCGGUUUUGAUUUUAUUGAGCUUCAUAGUGCUCAUGGAUAUUUAUUAGAUACAUUUUUACAGAUAUCUUCCAACAAACGUACUGAUAAGUACGGUGGUUCGAUUGAAAAUCGUUCAAGAUUCAUUCUUGAAUUAGUAGACCAAUUGGUUGCAUUAGUUGGACUGUCCAAGCUUGCCAUUAGAAUCUCACCAUAUGCCACUUUCCAAGGUAUGCAUGGUGUUGACAGUGAAAUCCAUCCUUACGUCCAAUUCGGAUACUUAUUACAUGAAUUACAAAAAAGGGCUAACCAAAAGAAAGAAUUGGCCUACAUUUCUAUUAUAGAACCAAGAGUUAACGGAACCUCGAAUUUGAAAGAAGAAGUUGCUAGUUCUAACCAAUUCGUAUUGGAUAUCUGGAAAGGUAUUGUCUUUAGAUCAGGCAAUUACGUAUAUGAUGCACCGGAAUUUAAAACCUUAAAGAAAGAUGUGGAAAAUGACAGGACUAUUGUUGGAUUCGCCAGGUUCUUCGUUACAAAUCCUGACUUGCCAUUGAGAUUGAAAAAUGGAUGGGCCUUACAAAACUAUGUCAGGGACCUUUUCUAUAACGUCAAGGAAAAUUGGGGUUAUAAUACUUGGACAAAAUUUGGUGAAGAGAACAAAUAUGUUGAAGCUGAAGAACGGGCAAGGCGUUCAGAGUCACUUUUAGUCUGA